AUGGUUUGUUUAGCUUCCGUUUAUGAAAAAUGGCUGAUGAUGGAAGACAAGUCAUGGCAUUUUGAGAUGGAUAAAGGAAAAGGAGGUGAAGACUGGUCCACACGGCUUAGCGCAGCAGCGCCCAAAACUGCGCGCACCGACCGACCGAGGAACUAUCAUCCUACGAUCGACCUGUGCAGAACACGACAUCCGUCCCGUCUAGUGCACGGACGAGCGCUCGUAUCGACCCGGGAAGCAUCCCCCCGUGGUCGACCCAUUAUAGUCCCACGACUAUGUGCCGUGCACAACCGCACCGCGCGAACCGGGAAGCAUCGUCCCGUGUUUGUCCCAACCGCGCACCACGACCCGUGUCCCACCGUCCGACCAGGAAGACACCUUCCCGCGUCUGGCCAGAACGUUCAACCAAUAUCAUCCGCCCGGCCGAACCCGACGACUGAACGAGAAUUCCCUCCGCCACGAUCAACCCGAUCGUACUGA
Microthlaspi erraticum is the source of this 477-nucleotide messenger RNA. The record is from the annotation of a GenBank genome assembly. NCBI's taxonomy places the organism in Eukaryota, Viridiplantae, Streptophyta, Magnoliopsida, Brassicales, Brassicaceae.